GAGAUUGAUUGGGGCUUCAUAACCACUCACUAGUAUAUAUAAGGCACCCCCAUUUUGCAGCUCUUUCACCACUUAAAAAAUUUCCUUUUCUUUAAUCAAAAACGAUAACAAAUAUAUAUAUGUGAGAAAGUCAAACUGCGGCAAAGCGAUCUUACAUAGUUACAUAGAUUCAGUUAUGUCCGAAUUGGUAUCCGACAUGGCGGACUGGAGUUUGCAGGCCAUAGUCCGAGGAUCAAGCGGCGAGUUCGGGAAGAUGGACAUGGACGGUCCGGAUUCAUUCUUGCAGGCCUUGACGUCUGAUCACCACCACCAAUUCGACCAAGAUCUCCGCAGCAGUUUUCCCGAUAUCUUCGAGGGUUCCACGGGCUCCUCCGGCGAUGAGCUGGAAGAGCUUUACAAGCCGUUUUACCCGGCUCCGGUCUCGCAUGAAUCUCUGCCCGAUCACACCGCCCUUGAGUUUCAAGAACAAGAACAAAAUGCCGCCGAGGGUAAGCCGUCCACUCACGACCAAUCCGAUCAAUCAUCAGUUACCAGCCCCGUUGCUAGCGUCACCGCCGUUUACACACCCAAAUACAAGAAAAGGAAGAAUCAGCACAAGAGAGUUGUGAUUCAGGUUUCGGCUGAGGGGCUUACUUCCGACAUGUGGGCUUGGCGCAAAUAUGGCCAAAAACCUAUCAAGGGAUCACCCUAUCCAAGGAGCUAUUACAGAUGUAGCAGCUCAAAGGGGUGUUUGGCAAGGAAACAAGUGGAGCAAAGCUGUACGGAUCCAGGGAUGUUCAUAAUCACCUACACCGCGGAGCACAGCCACAGCCAGCCGACGCGGCGGAAUUCCUUAGCCGGCACGGUCAGGCAGAAGUUCCCCUCCCCCAAGCAAGACAAAACCACCGAGAAUUCGAAAUCACGGCAGCAGCAGCAGCAGCAACCUGAAUUAAUGGAUGUUAAGCCGAGAAUCAAACAAGAGGAGGAUGCGAAGCCAUCCGACGAGUUCGACGUCUCCGAUUUUGUUUUCAACGAGGAUUUCUUUUCGGGGCUGGAAGAAUUCGAUGAGUUUGCGCAGCCAUUUCCUGUAAGGCCUUGUAGCUGGGUUUAGGAGAUACUGUGUCUUAAUUAAUUGUUCGUUAAAGAGAUUGGUUGAAAUUGAUACUUGGCUUCCCUAAUGAAGUUUUUUGAUUUUUUCCAAUGUAAAAUUAGUUGUUUAUUACUCCAAUAUGUAUACAUAUAUACUGUGUAUGUUACGAUUUCAGUUAAAGAGAAAGCUGAGUGUAAAGAGGAAACCCCUAUUAAAUAAUUAAUCUAUAAUUUGCCUCAUUGAACAUUAGGUUUU
Salvia miltiorrhiza (redroot sage) is the source of this 1324-nucleotide messenger RNA. RefSeq names its product WRKY transcription factor 22-like. The record is from RefSeq and is a predicted model, not a curated record. The transcript has 3 exons. The coding region runs from base 176 to 1090 and encodes 304 amino acids. Lineage: Eukaryota; Viridiplantae; Streptophyta; Magnoliopsida; Lamiales; Lamiaceae. Gene Ontology annotation, biological process: regulation of DNA-templated transcription. Gene Ontology annotation, molecular function: transcription cis-regulatory region binding; DNA-binding transcription factor activity. Gene Ontology annotation, cellular component: nucleus.